Molecule: messenger RNA, 7205 nt
Organism: Thalassophryne amazonica
Lineage: Eukaryota; Metazoa; Chordata; Actinopteri; Batrachoidiformes; Batrachoididae
Gene: psme4a
Product: proteasome activator subunit 4a
Exons: 45
Coding region: 445-6012 (1855 amino acids)
Biological process (GO): proteasomal ubiquitin-independent protein catabolic process
Cellular component (GO): nucleus; spermatoproteasome complex; cytosol
Molecular function (GO): proteasome binding; peptidase activator activity
Source: RefSeq, a predicted model, not a curated record
UGCCUUCUCUGUGCUUUGCUGUAGUUGGAUGAAUCAGUCUAUCGACGUUAUCAGCAGUCUGUUAUAUCGAGCUAAGUUUAGCUAAAGCGUUCAUCUGGUUCAGAGAGUUGAAGGUUUACGGCCACCAAAAGUGAAGAAUUGGCUUGCUGUCGCGUUUUAUGGAGGAAGUUGAGUCUUUUCGUUAGCUGUUAUCUUUUUUAUUUUUUAAAUGCAUUUGUAUUCUUUAGUAUACCAUUGACGUUUGUACUUUCGCAUUAAUGAAGGUAUUUCAAGGUAGCUAGCGUGUAUUAACUAGUGAAUUUUACAACUUUAGUAACUGAGCGGACCGUCUACGCUAGCUUGGAGACCGCUACGCUUAGCUUAAUAACGCGCCUGUGACCCCGACGUUAAAACCGUGUAACACUCGUUAGCAUUGUGAAGCUAGCCCACUUUUUAGUUUGUAAUAUGAAAAGGGCAGAGUGUGACACAUUAGGGUUUGUUCCUCAAAAAGACAUAGUCUACAACAAACUCUUGCCCUACGCGGAUCGGUUAGAUGAAGAAUCCAAUGACAUUCUGUGUAAAAUAAAGAAUAACCUGGGCCGAGCUGUGCAGCUCAGAGAGCUAUGGCCCGGUGUGCUGUUUUGGACAAGGAAACUUUCCAUGUACAUGAGAUUAUAUGGACGAAAAUUCAGCAAAGAAGACCAUGUGCUCUUCAUCAAGUUGCUCUAUGAGCUAGUGACGAUCCCCAGACUGGAGAUGAGUAUGAUGCAGGGCCUGGCUCGUCUGCUUAUUAACCUCCUCAAGAAACGGGAACUGGUAUCAAGGGAGGACCUGGAGUUGCCUUGGAGACCACUAUAUGAACUGUAUGAUAGGGUUCUUUUCUCCAAGACGGAGCACCUGGGCCUCAAUUGGUUUCCCAACUCUGUGGAAGGUGUGUUGAAAACACUUGUGAAAAACUGCAGACCAUAUUUCUCAGACUCUGCAACUCAGGAGAUGCUGAAUGAAUGGAGACCAUUACUGUGUCCCUUUGAUGUUACAAUGCAAAGAGCAAUCAGCUACUUUGAACUUUUUCUCCCCACAACUCUACCUCCAGAGUUGCACCACAAAGGCUUCAGGUUGUGGUUUGAUGAGUUCACCAGUUUAUGGAUGUCAGUGCAAAAGCUUCCAACCUGGGAAGUGCAUCUGGUCAGUCUCUUUGCUCGCUUGGCCAAUGACAACAUUGGCCACAUUGAUUGGGAUCCUUAUAUCCCUAAGAUUUUCACAAGAAUUUUGAGGAGUUUCAAUCUCCCGGUGGGAACUGGUCAGAUGAUUGUCCCACGAUACAUCACCAGUGCCUACGACAUCGGCCAUGUGGUGCUCUGGGUCUCAUCCCUCCUGGGAGGGCCCAGCAAGCAAGCACAAGCACAACUCAGUGGACUUUUCAACAGUAUUACAUCUUUCUUCCACCCAUCAAACCAUGGUCGCUGGCUGAUGAAGCUCAUGAAGCUACUACAACGUCUGCCAGCUAGUGUGGUACGGCGACUUCACAGAGAACGCCACAGAAAGCCCUCAUGGCUUACGCCAGUACCCAACACUCACAAGCUCACAGAGGAAGAUAUAACAAACUUUGUGGAGAGUAUGAUGCAGCCAGUUCUGUUAGCCAUGUUCAGCAAAACGGGCAGUCUUGAUGCAGCCCAGGCCCUGCAGAACUUAGCUUUGAUGAGGCCUGAGUUGGUUAUUCCCCCUGUAUUAGAGAAAACAUACCCUGCUCUGGAGACUUUAAUCGAGCCUCACCAGCUGACAGCCACUCUGAGCUGCAUGAUUGGUGUGGCACGAAGCCUAGUGUCUGGUGGAAAGAGUUUUCCUGAGGGCCCCACUCACAUGCUGCCCCUGCUCAUGAGAGCUCUGCCAGGCGUAGAUCCGAACGACUUCAGCAAAUGCAUGAUAACGUUCCAAUUUAUUGCUACAUUUGUGACUCUUGUGCCUUUGGUGGACUGUUCAUCUGCUUUACAUGACAAAAAUGACUUGACAGAGGUAGAAAGAGAGAUGUGCUCAGCUUCCGCUGAGUUUGAGGACUUUGUUCUUCAGUUCACGGACAAAUGCUUUGCCCUAAUUGAUAGCAGCACAUUGGAGCAAACUCGAGAGGAGAUGGAAACUGAGAAAAUGACACAUUUUGAAAGUCUGGUGGAAUUGGGCCUGUCAUCCACCUUUAGUACCAUCCUUACACAAUGCUCCUUGGACAUUUUCAAGGUGGCUCUGGAAAAAGUGUACAACUUUGCAACCACCAACAUCUUUGAGACGCGUGUAGCUGGAAGAAUGGUGGCUGACAUGUGUAGAGCCACAUCCAAGUGUCAUCCUGCAGAGUCACUCAAACUGUUUGUGCCACAUUGCUGCAAUGCCAUUAGCCAGAUUGCUGUCAAUGAGGAAGUGUUGAAUGAGGAGGAGCUUGACAAGGAGCUGUUGUGGAAUCUUCAGCUGCUGUCAGAGGUGACUCGUGUUGACGGUGACAAAAUUUUGCCCUACCGUUCUGCACUGGUCCAGAUCUUACAGUUGACACUACACCUAAAGUGUAAGCAAGGCUACACUCUAGCAUGCAACCUGCUGCACCAUAUUCUUCGCUCCACUACGCUCAUCUACCCUACAGAGUACUGCAGUGUUCCAGGAGGUUUCCACCAACCAGUCAGUGACUACUUACCCAUCAAGGACUGGGGUCGGCCUGGUGACCUUUGGAACUUGGAUAUUCAGUGGCAUGUGCCCAGUCUUGAAGAAACAUCUUUUUCAUUUUAUUUAAUGGACCUGAUCCUUCAUCCUGAGCUACAGCGUCUUCAGAGAUUUGCACAGGGAGAACAGGACAUAAGCAGAGAUGAUGUCCUCCAAAGCCUGACCAUUGUUCAGCAUUGUCUCCUUGGAGCAGCGAGUCUUAUGCCUCCACUAACAGGAGAACCCAUCCCUGAACUGGUACAUAGUAUGGUAAAUCUUGAUGAAACCACACUCUACACAGGAAUGGCAUAUGAUAUAUCCAGAGAGAACUACAGAGAUGCUAUCUGCUAUGUGAUGAGACAGUUACUACAUUACAUCCUUGAGCACUCUGAGGAUGACACGAAGUCUCUCUUCUCCAUUAUCAAGAUCAUCAAAGACCUGUUGCACUUCAAAGGAACUCACAAACAUGAGUUUGACUCCCGCUGGAAAAGCUUCAACCUUGUGAAGAAAUCAGUGGAAAACAGACUUCUUGGCAGAAAGCAGCACAUCAGAGCUUUGCUAAUAGACAGAGUCAUGCUCCAGCAUGAGUUACGUAAAAUAACAGUGGAAGGAUGUCAGUACAGACGCAUUCAUCAAGAGCUGCUGCAAGAUCUUUUGAGGCUGUCCACAAGCACCUACAGUCAGGUACGCGGCAGAGCACAGAGUGUGUUGUUCACUGCCCUGGGAACCUACAAUUUCUGCUGCAGAGAUAUGAUCCCCCAUGUCCUUGAGUUCAUCAACCCAGACAACAGCAAUGUCACACUGCAGCAGUUCAAGGGUGCCUUGUAUUGUCUUCUGGGGAACCACAGUGGAGUGUGCCUGGCCAAUUUGCAUGACUGGGAGUGCAUAGUUCAGACAUGGCCUGCUAUUGUCCGUUCUGGCCUCAGCUCAGCAAUGUCCUUGGAAAAGCCUUCAAUUGUUCGUCUUUUUGAUGACCUUGCAGAUAAAAUCCAUCGCCAGUAUGAGACCAUCGGCAUCGACUUCACUAUCCCCGAUGACUGCUGUGCUGUGGCCCGGCAACUUAUGAUCACUGGAAAUCCUCCUUCAAAGGAGCCUGUUCCUUCAGAGCAAGAAGUUGCAGAGGGUCUGAGAAAACAAGAACUUAAGAACUCUGAGUCUAUAGAGAAAUACGCAAAACUCAUUGGUGAUCUGCUGGAAAGCCUCGGCAACAGAAACCUGCCUUGGAAGUUUGAACAUAUUGCAGUUGGCUUCUUGUCGCUGUUGGGGAGAGAUGAUCACCAACUCCCAGUACCAGCUGUUCUGUUCUUUGUGAAGAACCUCAAUCAUGAUUCAAUCUAUGUACGCAAGGUGGCGAUAUCCGCAGUAGCAGGGAUCAUGAAGCAAAUAAAGAGACCACAUAAAAAAGUCCCAGUCUGCUCCUCUGAGCUUUGUAAGACAUGCAUUACUUUUUUCAUGUGUGUGGACACUAUUAUAAUUUAUAGAUGUCAUUUUCACAAAUCCUUUCAAAAAGGUGGGGUCAAGGAGACGAAUGAUAUUGUGGCUGGAGACCGUCCAGACAACCAGUGGCUUCAGUAUAACAGCAGCAGCCUACCAUGCACCCAGCAGGACUGGGAUUGCUGCAAGUUUGUGGAGAAGACUCACUGGGGAUACUAUUGUUGGCCAAGUAAAAUGAUGAUGUAUGCACCACUUGAGGAGCAACCCAAACAGAGCCUCACGAGAGAAGAAAUGACAGAGCGAGAGCAGGUCAUCUAUGACCACUUCACAGACCCAGUAUUCAUCAACCAGUUCAUAGACUAUCUGUCUCUUGAGGACCGCAAGGGCAAGGACAAGUUUAGCCCUCGCAGAUUUUGUUUGUUCAAGGGGUUGUUCCGCAAUUUCGGUGACACCUUUCUUCCUCUGCUGCAGCCACACAUGGAGCGCCUUGUGGCUGACACACAUGAAAGCAAGCAGCGUUGUGUCGCUGAGAUAAUCUCUGGUCUAAUCAGAGGCUGCAAACACUGGAGAUACACAAAGGUUGAGAAGCUCUGGGAGCUGUUGUGUCCAUUGCUCCGUACUGCCCUGUCCAACAUCACAAUAGAAACAUAUGCAGACUGGGGGACCUGCAUCGCUACAGCUUGUGAGAGCAGAGACCCACGUAAGCUUCACUGGCUGUUUGAGAUGCUAAUGGAGUCUCCACUCAACGGAGAGGGGGGCUCCUUUGUUGAUGCCUGUCGACUGUAUGUGCUGCAGGGAGGCUUAGCUCAACAGGAGUGGCGUGUUUCAGAGCUAUUGCACAGAUUGCUUAAGUACUUGGAGCCCAAACUCACACAGGUUUACAAGAAUGUACGAGAACGAAUUGGCAGUGUGCUCACAUACAUUUUUAUGAUUGACGUCAACUUACCAUACACGCUGCCAACCGCGUCCCCACACAUCGCAGACUUCACAGAGCGAAUUCUGUUGCAGCUGAAGCCUCUAAAUGAGGGUGAUGAGGAAAUCCAGAACCAUGUUAUGGAGGAGAAUGAGGUGGGAGAGCAGGAUGAGAGGACACAAGCAAUCAAGCUCCUUAAAACAGUGCUUAAGUGGCUGAUUGCGAGUGCUGGACGCUCUUUUUCCACUCCUGUCACAGAACAGCUGCGGUUCCUUCCCCUCCUCUUCAAGAUUGCUCCUGUUGAGAACGAUGACAGUUAUGAUGAACUGAAAAGAGAUGCAAAGACCUGUUUGUCACUGAUGUCUCAGGGACUCCUUUACACAGAGCAGAUCCCCAUGGUUCUCAGCGCCCUACACAAGAUUUCAAGCAGUAGCUCCUGGCAUGCUCGCUACACGGUGCUAACAUAUCUCCAGAGUAUGGUAUUUUACAACCUGUUCACCUUCAUGAGUGACCAGAAAGCAGUGAAUGAUGUCCGUGCACUGGUGGUACAGCUUCUGGAAGAUGAGCAGCUAGAGGUAAGAGAGGUGGCUGCCACGACUUUGAGCGGCUUCCUUCAGUGCAACUUUUUGUCCAUGGAUGCUUCCAUGCAGGCACAUUUUGAAGCUCUCUGCAAGACUUGUUUGCCCAAGAAGAAGAAAAGGGAGCUGGGAUCUGUCAUGGACACCAUACCCUCUGCCGACCUGGUGCGGCGCCACGCUGGUGUUCUGGGCUUGAGUGCUUGUAUUCUGUCCAGCCCAUAUGACGUGCCCACCUGGAUGCCCCAGCUGUUAAUGGACCUGAGCGCACACCUUAAUGACACACAACCCAUAGAAAUGACUGUGAAGAAAACAUUGUCCAACUUCCGGCGCACUCAUCAUGACAACUGGCAGCAGCACAAGCAGCAAUUCACAGAUGACCAACUGCUAGUCUUAACCGACUUACUGGUCUCCCCUUGUUACUAUGCCUAAGACAGGUGCAGAAUUUUCACCCUCGCAAUCUCAACGUACUCAAUAGAGAAAGAAAAAAAAUGAAAAUAACUGAACGUGCAUGCAGGCACAUCCAUGAAGACAUUCAGCUUAAUUUGCAUCUGUUUCUGAAAGCCUUCAGUGUUUAGGGAAAGAUGAAGCUGUAAAAUGGUAAUUUUCUCUCAUAGAAGAGACAUUUUCAAGACCCCUCCUCUUUUUAAACAUCAGUUUGGGAUAAUCCCAGAUGAUACCUGCAUUAUCAAAGAGGCUCAAGUUCUUUAUUGAGGACUAAUUGUGGCACAUAUAUAAUGAUUUAUGUUUAGCUCUCAUUUCUACUAUACUUAAUAUUUAAGAAUGAAUCGAAGCAGGGCCAAAUGUCCUGCAGUUUGUAACAUUUCUGUACAGUUUUUUCCUUUGGUUUUUUAACCUUUUGAUUUUUUUUUUUUUUUUUUUGCGAACGUGUGCUUUUGUUCAAGCGUAUGUUUGUGCGUAUGCAUUAGAUUGGAUCUGUGAAAACGUCUGCAGGUGUCAACAUUUCUCAGGAUUAUUUCCCAAGCUUCGACUCUGAGCCAACACAGUGUCCGUUAUUGGACAUACUCUGUACCAUCUUCGACUAAUAAGGUGUUCCUUAGAAGCCACCAGAGAAAUGAUUUAAAAAAGAAAUCCGACAUCUUCAGGCUUUAACUGCAACAUGCUGUUUUUGUGGCCGUUGGAUCUUUAGACACAGUUACAUGCAUCAUGCUAUGGCAAAUAAUGCACAGGUAUAUUUAUUUAUUUAUUUGGCUGUUUGAAGUGCUAAGUUUAAACUCAUCAUUGAGGAUAUUUCUUAGAGUACAUGGUUAUGCUGAAGCGAUGGAGUCUGCUCUUAUAAAGAUGAGAGAAGAAGCUCCCCACUGCUGCACGACGUGAUCUGAGCACAAGUUCUGUAAUGGUUUCUGUGUCUCAGUGGAAGACCGUAUACAAAAUGCCUGUCUUUAGUUAUAAUUCUGAUUUACAUUGUUCUGAAACACCAGAAGGUUAAAUUAUUUUUAUUUUAAUAUGUUCUCCCCAAUGACUUGAAUUCAGUCUAUAGCUUUGAAGCAUUUAGUACAGUACCUCACUUGUGUAUAGUGUAGUGCCAAAACUGCAGGGUUUUUUUUUUUUUUAAAGAUACACUGUUUGCUUAAUGAAUGAUAGAAUAAAAUGUUUUACAGCAA